AUGUCAGGCGAGAAUGACUCAGAGGUCGUGGGCUACGACGUUGGCGAUGUCAUUGAGAUUACCGUCCUGGAACCAGUUGCGGGUCUUGCGAUUAUCCUUGAUAUAACGACAAGCAAGUAUAUCUGGAUCGAUGAGUCAGGCAAGGUCUUAGGCAGGCUCGGGAUCGAGGAGCCCUAUGAUAUCAAGACUUCAAUCGUCCACUUUAUCCGCAGCAUCCACAAACCGGAUAAUAUCAAUGUGUGUGUCCUCAACGAUAACAGAAACUGGACCCCGAUCGUCACUGCGCCUUCACCUCCCCCGAGUGUUGCGGACUACAAGAAGAAGUACUGGCAGUUUGAGGCGGCGGAAUCAAACUUCACGAACUUAAUUUUAGAUGAGGAGCGUGCCCCUCUCGUAGGGUCAUGA
Molecule: messenger RNA, 405 nt
Organism: Suillus clintonianus
Lineage: Eukaryota; Fungi; Basidiomycota; Agaricomycetes; Boletales; Suillaceae
Exons: 5
Coding region: 1-405 (134 amino acids)
Source: RefSeq, a predicted model, not a curated record